Messenger RNA from Sodiomyces alkalinus F11, 1188 nucleotides. RefSeq names its product bromodomain associated domain-containing protein. Bases 281 to 1153 code for a protein of 290 amino acids. Lineage: Eukaryota; Fungi; Ascomycota; Sordariomycetes; Glomerellales; Plectosphaerellaceae. Gene Ontology annotation, molecular function: protein heterodimerization activity. Gene Ontology annotation, biological process: transcription initiation at RNA polymerase II promoter. The record is from RefSeq and is a predicted model, not a curated record. Gene Ontology annotation, cellular component: transcription factor TFIID complex. The transcript has 3 exons.
ACGAUUCAUCGCAAUUAAGCAGCAACCGCAACCAUCAAGGUCCCACGGAUCCGUUCGCCUUACAUUCUAAUAUUUUGACGGAAACCGGGGCCUGAACGUUUAGAACCCCUUAAUCUUCAUUACUGUGGCUCUUGCCUUGUCAUUUCUUCGAUACAGUGUUCCUGUAUUCUAGUAGCGAUUUUGGCACGGGUGCUCCGUGAACUUCCGCGCUCCAGCAAAGCUGCCCUCCCGGCCUUGCCGAACGAUAUCUACAUACGUUCCGGAAAGGCAAGUUGAUAAUAUGGCGACAAAUGCUAGCAACAAGCGACGGAGAAUGGACGAAGAUGGUAUCUCAAUGCUGGGAGCAAACGAUACUCGAGUCACGGUCAGGAAAGUCGCAUUCCCGUCACUCAGCCAUCAAUCCAGGACCGGUCUUCGGCGGGCUAUUUCUAUGACCUUGCAGCACGUGGGUUUUGAUGCUGCGACACCCGAAGCCAUGGAAAGCUAUGUGUCCAUGGUGGAAACCUAUAUGUCCUCAUUUGCGGCCGAUUUGAAACAAGCAGCGCUUGGAGCUCGUAGGGAGCAACCGACGCCCACCGACUUUGAAUCCACCAUGCGUCGCUUUGCUCUGGUAACAUCAUCACUUAAACCCCACCUCAAAACGUCCUUUUUGGGGUCCAAGGUCGUCCCUUCAUACGCUACCACCAUUGCGAAUGAGGAAGUGGAAGAUAUCUUGCCUACGCUUUCCAACGAACUCAGCGGCAAGCCAGAGAAAGACCAGCGACCUUACAUACCAAAGUCGUUUCCCGACUUUCCGAGCAAGCAUGCAUAUCGCUAUACCCCUAGAGGGGGCGAGACGAGCUGCGACUCGAAGAUGGUCCGAGAAGAGGCUGCCCGGGCAGCGAAGGAAGGAGAAGAAGCACUAAGGAGACUGUUGCGGGCAUCGAAGAUACGGAAGCAAAAGGAAGUCAGCAAUUUGUCGAAACGAGAUACCAUUACAAACUCACGCUACGAGCUUUGGGAAGCAGCCAUGAGGAAGUUCAUAAGGCAGGAUGGCGGGGACUCUUGCCAGGUCGAGGUUGCUGACCGCAGCAUGAUCGUGAACGCAGAUUCAAAGUACAUGCGCAAGCCGGUGCCUCGACAACAAGCUAGGGAUAACAGGGGACCCCUAUAGGUAGAAGUACACACUUACACAUAAUAACUAUAACG